Plasmodium reichenowi is the source of this 781-nucleotide messenger RNA. Its product is annotated as f-actin capping protein beta subunit, putative. Gene Ontology annotation, molecular function: actin filament binding. Gene Ontology annotation, cellular component: F-actin capping protein complex. The transcript has a single exon. NCBI's taxonomy places the organism in Eukaryota, Apicomplexa, Aconoidasida, Haemosporida, Plasmodiidae. Gene Ontology annotation, biological process: barbed-end actin filament capping; cell morphogenesis. The record is from RefSeq and is a predicted model, not a curated record. The annotation marks the transcript as partial.
UAAAGAAGGGAGUAUAAAAAUAAACUAUGAUAAGGAAGAGAAUAAAUAUUACUUAGGUAAUAUGUUUAAUAAAGAAAAAGAUUCAUACAGAUCACCAUACACAAAUAUAUAUUUUCCUGAACAUUAUAUAAAUAGUUAUGUUCCUCCAGAACAUUUAAGAACAUUAGAAAUUUUAUAUAAUAACAUUUUCGACAGAUAUAGAAAAGCAUAUUAUAUGAAUGGAUUAUCCUCAGUAUACUUAUGGCCUAAUCCUAUAGAAGAUGGAUUUGUUGCAUGUUUUUUAAUAAAAAAAGAAGAAAUAUUUGAUAAAGAAACAAAUAUAGAAUGGGAAGCAACACAUUUAAUACAAGUCAAUAUAAGAAAUUUAAAUGUAUAUUAUCAAAUAUCAUGUACAAUAAAUUUCGAAAUAAAAAAAUAUAAUGACAACCUUUUAUUGUCUGGUAAUAUAAAUAAAGCAUUAGAAAAUUCAAAAAAAGUAACAGAUUUAUAUUUAAUUAAAGAUCAAUAUUUCCAUAUGGAAAAUAUGGGAUAUCUUAUUGAAUGUAUGGAAAAUUCAUUGAGGAAAAGUAUUGAAUAUAUUUAUAUAUUAAAAAUACAGGAUAUGCUUAAUUCAAUUAAACAUUAUAAUUUCACAAACCAUCUUACAUAUAAUAACAGUAAUAAAAAUAUAUCCAACAUUUCUAAUAGUCUUAUAUUCUCUAGAGAAUAUAUACAAAAGGAACUCCAAACAAAAAUCAAACAAGUCAGAAAAAAAAAAAAAGAAAAAAAAAGUAUAUUUUAA